CACAGCGGUUUGGUUAUAACAUCAUCGUCGGAGCAGGUCUCGGCGCAGAAGCUACUUUAUUUUAGACUAAUAUAUAUAUUAAUUAAUAGAGAUCACAAUUACGGUCAUGAUUUUAUAUUCGUUGCUUACCCGCAAUUAUCUUUACGAUAUGACGAAUAUACCGCUGUGAAAAUGUUCUAAUGCAAUUUUGGGCACAGGAGCAAUCCAAACAAUUAUAUUAUAAAUUUACUCUGUGGGUCAUCAAUGACUAAAGAUAAAAAGUUGGCCCUGCAUACUGUGCACUGUGUAUGUUGCUGUACUGUCUAUCCAAACUGCACCGUACUUUUUUAUUCUUUUUGCCAAGUAUAUCACACUUAAAGUAGUAACAUAAAAAAAAUAUAUGGCUGCCUAUAUCAAUCGUACAAUGUCUAUGAUUGGAGGAGACAGCCAACACCGAACAUCAGAUGCUAGAACUGAUAAUUCUCCUCUGCAGAUCUUUGUUAAGGCAAAAAAGAAAAUAAACGAUAUAUUUGGGGAAAUAGAAGAUUAUGUGGAAGACACCGUGGGAUUUAUGACAUCAUUACAAAAUGAUCAUAAUAUUGUAUCUGCUGAAGAAGCAGUGAAAGUCAAAGGUUAUAUUGACAAAGUACGUGCAAUAAAAGAUGUUCUCAGAAGGGAUCAUAUGAAAGUGGCUUUUUUUGGCAGAACAAGUAAUGGGAAAAGUACUGUGAUCAAUGCUAUGCUACAUGACAAAAUUUUACCCAGUGGCAUAGGGCACACUACAAAUUGUUUUCUACAAGUCGAAGGCUCAGACAAUGGAGAGUCGUAUCUCAUCACGGAAGGAUCCACCGAGAAACAACCGGUGCAAUCUGUCGGACAAUUAGGUCAUGCACUUUGCAAAGAAAAAUUAUGUGAAAGUCAUCUAGUAAGAAUAUUCUGGCCAAAGGAGAAGUGUUUAUUACUGCGGGACGAUGUAGUAUUCGUUGAUAGUCCAGGAGUGGAUGUAACUCCAAAUCUCGACGAAUGGAUCGAUAAGCAUUGUUUGGAUGCAGAUGUUUUUGUUUUAGUAGCAAAUGCAGAAUCUACUUUGAUGGUUACAGAAAAGAACUUUUUUCAUAAAGUUUCCACGAGAUUAUCGAAACCGAAUAUAUUUAUUCUUCAUAAUCGAUGGGAUGCUUCUGUUUUAGAAGCGGAAUAUUUCGAUCAGCUGGUCAAAGAACAAAAGGAGGUAAGAGCACAACAUCAAGAACGUGCUAUCGACUUUUUAUCGAAGGAGCUGAAAGUAUACAGUCCAAAAGAUGCCGAAGAACGUGUUUUCUUUAUUUCCGCAAAGGAAACUCUUCAGGCUCGUAUGCAAGAACAACGCGGACAACCUGCUCACAAUGGUGCGCUCGAGGGCUUUCAAAAUCGGUACUUUGAAUUUCAAGAUUUUGAGAGAAAGUUUGAAGAGUGCAUCUCGAAGUCGGCCGUAAAGACCAAGUUUGAACAGCACUCGCAACGUGGUAAACAUAUCGCUACUGAAAUACGUCAAGCGUUAGACGAGAUACUGGAGCGAACACAAAAGAUGCGAAAUGAGCAAUUGAACGUCAAGAAAGAGGUAAACGACAAACUGAACUUCACGGAACAACAGUUGAUGCUGUUGACUCAGGAGAUGAAGGAUAAAAUACAUCGCAUGGUGGAAGAUGUGGAGCAGAAAGUGUCGAAGGCCUUGAACGAAGAAAUUCGACGAUUAGCUGUUCUAGUGGACGAAUUCAGCGUUCCGUUUCAUCCGGAGCCGCUGGUUCUGAACGUUUACAAGCGGGAACUUCACACGCACGUGGAAAACGGUUUAGGGUCGAAUUUACGAGCUAGGCUCAGCACCGCUUUGGCGCUGAAUAUGGAGACUUCACAGCGGGAAAUGACCGACAGGAUGUCGGGCUUGCUGCCCGAGAACAAAAAACAAAUGUCGCUCAACAUCCUGCCGCGACGAGAGCCGUUCGAGAUACUAUAUCGAUUGAAUUGCGACAAUUUGUGCGCGGACUUUCACGAGGACUUAGAGUUUCGUUUCUCUUGGGGAUUCACGGCGAUAAUUAAUAGAUUUGUGGGGAGGCAGAGUCACAAAUUGGCGAUCACCAAUUAUCCUCAAGAGAUUCCACCGAUUAUUGCGUCACCUGCGGAUAGCAUAGAUUCUGUGAAAUUGAUAUCAAACGCAGCAAACUUUGCACCGAGACCCGAAGAUUGGUCCUUUGCUAGUAAGAUAGCUGUUGCAUCUGUAACGUCGCAGGGUACAGGUGGCCUUAUUGUUGCUGGUUUUCUGUUAAAAACGAUAGGUUGGAGAUUGAUAGUGAUAACUUGUGCAAUGUACGGUACUUUGUAUCUCUAUGAACGUCUAACGUGGACUAACAAAGCGAAGGAACGCGAAUUCAAGCGACAAUACGUUGAUCACGCUACGAAAAAGUUGCGAUUGAUCGUGGAUCUUACCUCUGCCAACUGCAGUCAUCAAGUGCAACAAGAACUGUCCAGCACAUUCGCGCGACUCUGUCAUCUGGUGGACGAAGCAACGUCCGAGAUGGACAGCGAACUUAAAUCAAUAGCGAACACUCUGCGGAUAUUGGAAGAAGCGGCGACCAGAGCUAAGGUUCUCCGAAAUAAGGCCAACUAUCUCAUAAACGAACUUGAAUUGUUCGACGCGGCUUAUCUGAAAUCUUUAAAUUAAGCUGAAUUAUGUUCCUCGCAUGAACUUGCGAAUACAUAGAAAGAUUAGUAAUGUAACAAUAUCUUCGGGAGCAGGAUAUCUGUACGCGAUCAUCGCGAUAAUUGUGUGAAUUGAUCAUUACCAUUUUUGUUUUUUGUAUUAUUCUAAUAGUUACAAUUAACACCCCCCUCUCUAUGCAACGAUUAAAUAAUGUAGGCACUUACGUGCAAAUAGAUACAAAAUGUGUAUUCUCAUCGUAUGUUUAGAGUUUGUCAUAACUAUCUAAUUCUCAUAUUUAUAUACAGGAUAUGAUACACACAGACCAGCACAAUGGUACUUAAUAGUAAUUAGAAUUUUUCAAUUACUCGCAUCGUGUCUACGUACUCGAGCAUUAUGCCUGAUGAUUGUUCAAUAAAACGACAAUACAGUAGCUAUCAUUAAAAAAUCGUGAUAUUUGUAAAACGAAACAUAAAGUCACACGUAUAAAAAAAAUAAUAUUUGAUAUAUCUUUUGUUGUUUCAUCGAAUAAUUAAAUGCAGAAAUAUCUGGAUACGAUAAUGCGAUCGUAAAAAUUCUAGUAAAUCUCUACCUGGUGAAUUAGGGCUAUUAUGAUGGUCUGUGUUACUAAAUAACAAUUGGUCGCGAUUGCUUAGAUAGUACAGUCAUACGAUAUAUUUAAAUGUGCGAUGAUAAUACGGGAUAUAUACGGUCACUUAGUUAAUAUCGAAGAGAGACAUUUUUACCUGAUACGAAAACUCUAGUCUUAGUGCAGGAAACCCGAUUUCUUACGAUAUAUUAUUGACUAAUCGUUAGACUGAAUAUACUUCUUGAAACGUAAAAUUCGGUACAUAUAAUAUUAUGCUAUGAUGAAUUGUUAGACAAUUUAGAUGUAUACCCCCACAAACAUGUUUUUUUGUCGAAACAUUUUGUUGUAUGGCGACUAACUAUAUAGGAUACAAAUUCUGUUGGAUCUAUUUAAUGAAAUUCGAUCAAUCAGAUUAUUCUAGAUCUAUUGCGAAGAUACUACUUAGUUACUGAAAAGAGGAAGCACCAACGCGACUCUGUCGUUUUAUUCUAUUCCCUUGAAGAAUGUAUGUUAAUCAUGUCAUGUAAUUAGAAAUAAAUGGUUAACUGUUGAUUAAUAA
Molecule: messenger RNA, 3798 nt
Organism: Odontomachus brunneus
Lineage: Eukaryota; Metazoa; Arthropoda; Insecta; Hymenoptera; Formicidae
Gene: Marf
Product: transmembrane GTPase Marf
Exons: 14
Coding region: 380-2674 (764 amino acids)
Biological process (GO): mitochondrion localization; mitochondrial fusion
Cellular component (GO): mitochondrial outer membrane
Molecular function (GO): GTP binding; GTPase activity
Source: RefSeq, a predicted model, not a curated record